Messenger RNA from Sabethes cyaneus, 1207 nucleotides. Its product is annotated as dnaJ homolog subfamily C member 17. The coding region runs from base 169 to 1071 and encodes 300 amino acids. The record is from RefSeq and is a predicted model, not a curated record. Lineage: Eukaryota; Metazoa; Arthropoda; Insecta; Diptera; Culicidae. Gene Ontology annotation, biological process: spliceosomal complex disassembly. Gene Ontology annotation, molecular function: RNA binding. Gene Ontology annotation, cellular component: spliceosomal complex. The transcript is spliced from 2 exons.
CAUUAAUAUAAAUCAAAUUUUAUUAAUUUACUGUGAACAAGUUCAAAAGUUUUUAAACAUUAUCAGACACUCCUAUUUAUCACAAGAGCUGGCUUUGUGGACCGAUAGAUCUAAGCCAUCACAGUGAAGGAAAAAAUCGUUUGCAGUGAGUAACGUUUCCAAGCCAUCAUGGUUGAUGUUAAAAAGUUUAGUGAAAUUGACCUGUAUGGUCUGCUUGAUAUUGAAAUCGGUGCCACCGAAGCCGAUAUUCGCAAAGCUUACCGCAGAAAAGCACUGCAAUGCCAUCCAGACAAGAACCCCGACAACCCGAAGGCAGCCGAGUUAUUCCAGGAACUAUCGAACGCGUUGGAAAUCCUUAUUGAUAGUUCAGCACGGGCCGCGUACGAUAAGCUACUUAACGCCAAAAAAGCCGCUCAGCUGCGAACGAAGCAGUUGGAUAGUAAAAGACAAAAGCUCAAAAAUGAUCUGGAAGAGCGAGAACGGCGUGCACGGGAGCAAGCUGCUGCCGGAUCGUAUAAGGUUAACAAAACCCCGGAAGAACUGUUUCAGGAAGAGUUUGAACGGCUUCGCAAAGAAGGCUCGAAGCUGAUCGAAGAGGAGCAAGAGCUGAUGCGACAGCAGCUGCGCGAAGAAAAAGCAAUGCAAAGCGCAGCAAAGUCAAGCUGGGAUCCCUCCAAGCAUAGGAUAAAGAUCCGCUGGAAAGCCGCCAGUGACGAUCCGUCGAACGGUGGUUAUUCGGAAGCAGUUUUGAACAAGUUCCUUAGUAAAUAUGGCGAUAUUAAUGUACUGGUGAUGAGCCCGAAAAAGAAUGGAAGCGCUCUAGUGGAGUUUAAAACUCAGGAAGCAGCAGAGAUGGCAGUUAGUUAUGAAAAAGGACGACUGGACAAUGCCUGCAGCCUGGAAUGGAUAGGAGAUGCUCCCAAAAAUAAAACAUCUCGUACUGGUGGUUCGAGCACGGUUACCGAAAGAGAUUUCGAAAGUUUAGUUUUGCGUCAGCUGCGACAGGCGGAGGAGCGUAAGCGAUUGAUCGAGCAAAUGAUGCGGGAAGAUGCCGAAGAGGAAAAUGCUUAGCUGUAAAACAUUCUGGUAUUUAUGUAUUUUUAUUGAUUUGUUUUCGUAUGCCGGGAUUUUUUUUAGGUAAAUUUCCUAAUUCUGUUUUACAAACAGAAGUUUGCCUGACUAAUUCGAAAUGAAAAUCGAUGCCGAU